AUGGCCGCUUCCAAUGGCUUCGUUGACGGCGUAGCCACUCCCAUUCCUUCCGAAUCGGCAUUGAUCUUUCUCGGCACCGGUUGUUCCAGCAUGGUUCCCAAUCUCAUGUGUCUCCUUCAACCUUCCAACCCUCUCUGCUCCGUCUGCGUCCAGUCAUUGUCCAUCCCUCCUGAAAGAAACCCUAAUUACAGGUGCAACACGUCUCUCCUGAUUGACUACUGCGGCGACGCCAACGAUCACAAGUAUAUAUUGAUCGAUGUUGGCAAGACCUUCAGGGAGACCGUGCUUAGGUGGUUCGUUUCCCAUCGGAUUCCGAGAGUUGAUUCUAUUCACAAUAUUAUUAGGAGACUUGGUCUGUCAGACGAGUGCAGAGAGUCAAAGGAAGAAGGUUUUUCUCCAUCACAAAUUAUUUUAACACAUGAACAUGCCGAUGCAGUCCUUGGAUUGGAUGAUAUACGUGCUGUGCAGCCUUUUAGUCCAACAAAUGAUAUUGAUCCCACACCCAUAUACCUAAGUCAGCAUUCAAUGGACAGCAUAGCAGAGAAGUUUCCUUAUUUGGUUCGGAAAAAGCGUAAGGAAGGAGAAGAAAUACGAAGGGUGGCUCAAAUUGACUGGAACAUUAUUGCUGAUGAUUGCAACCAGCCUUUUUCUGCAUCGGGAUUAAAAUUCACUCCUUUACCAGUUAUGCAUGGAGAGGAUUACAUAUGUUUGGGCUUUCUUUUUGGUGAGAAAACCAGGGUGGCUUAUAUAUCUGAUGUUUCCCGGUUUCCUACUAGUACAGAGUAUGUCAUCUCGAAAAGUGGAGCUGGACAGUUGGAUCUUCUUAUAUUGGAUUCAUUGUAUAAGACUGGAUCACACAAUGUUCACCUUUGUUUUCCACAGACUCUAGAAACUGUGAAGAGAUUGUGUCCAAAGCAAACACUACUUAUUGGUAUGACUCAUGAGUUUGAUCAUCAUAAAGACAAUGAGUUUUUAAAGGAGUGGUCCAAAAGGUUAAAGCAUGUGACAAUGUACACCGCAUACUGUGAUCUUAGUGGCAUGUUUGAUAUGACAAUGAUAACUUAUUUUGAUGGAAAUCCAGAUUCUUCUGAUCAAACUCAAACAACACAAGACCAUGCAGAAGGAAACAACCAGUUGAAUUCCUCAAACCAAUUUGGAAGCUUUCUAGAAAGCAACUUCAAAUUGAUGGAAGCUUCGGAUGACCUAGUUCAUGGUCUCAAACACUUUUCCUUAACCACUGUGAGCCUUGGUUGUGUUCAGAGCACUAUAUUUAGGAGCAUCCAUGGAAAUAUGAUCAUAUGGUAUGGAGCAUGGCCGAGGCAGUCGAGUAAGGAAAAAGAGGAGUUGACCUUAACCCUUAAAUCAAUGUUAAGCAACAACAUAUCUACCAUGGCUGUGUUAACGGACCACAGUUUCCUUGAAGCAUAUGGUGGAGAAUCAAGAGAUGGCUCUUCAACUGCAAAAUUUUCCACUGGGGACAUAAUAUCCUUGAACUCAGCUGUCACCACUACCAAUGACCUUAAUGACCUCUGCUACGCUGUCCUAGCAAUUUUAAGGUCUCGCUUUGCCAAAAUGGAAGGCACAACCUCUGGCCUUUGCUUAAAGGGACAAAGCAAACCCAGAAUGGUGUGCAUUCAUGUCUGGAAGUCUCUUCAUUUUUGUUAUUCAUGGAUUCUCAACUCUGACCAAAGAAAAUGGAUGAUGCCAUAUCUUGAACGUUUUUCCAUUGAGAUGAAGUAUGACAUUUUCAGAGUAGUCUAUGUUAGUGGUGACAAUGUGGUUGAUCUUAACUGUAUUUCUACUCAUCAGAUGUUAGAAAAUGAGAAAGAGAGUAGUAGGAAAGGGCAGGUUCUACAGAACUGA
Molecule: messenger RNA, 1863 nt
Organism: Sphenostylis stenocarpa
Lineage: Eukaryota; Viridiplantae; Streptophyta; Magnoliopsida; Fabales; Fabaceae
Source: the annotation of a GenBank genome assembly